Molecule: messenger RNA, 1521 nt
Organism: Pestalotiopsis fici W106-1
Lineage: Eukaryota; Fungi; Ascomycota; Sordariomycetes; Amphisphaeriales; Sporocadaceae
Exons: 4
Coding region: 1-1521 (506 amino acids)
Molecular function (GO): oxidoreductase activity, acting on paired donors, with incorporation or reduction of molecular oxygen; monooxygenase activity; iron ion binding
Source: RefSeq, a predicted model, not a curated record
AUGGCUCACGACAAUGGCGGCAGUCUGCUCCGCCUCGUAUCCCCAACUGGCAUCUUAUCGUUUGACUUGAUUAUUGUCCUGCUGGGUCUUUCAUGUCUGUACAUUGUUGGAACUGCCAUCUUUUUCCUCACAUUUCAUCCCUUGGCCAAGGUGCCUGGUCCUAAGCUAUGCGCGGUGACACGCAUGCCGUUCUGGAUUAAUUAUGUGAAAGGAAACGACGUCAAAUGGAUGUUUGGACUUCACGAGAAAUACGGCCCAGUCGUACGAUUUGGGCCCACCGACAUCAGCUGUUCCUCUGCGCAAGGCUGGAAAGACGUCCAUGGUCACGUUAGAGGUCAAAGAGACAUGGAAAAGGCACAGGAAGCCUUUGUCCAACCGAUCAACGGAGUUCCCAGCAUACUUACCACUGAUUAUGAGAACCAUAACCGAGUGCGCCGUCUGUUUCUGCCCGCAUUCUCGGAGCGAGCUCUGAAGAAGCAGGAACCUCUCUUUCAGAAAUACGUCGAUAUACUGGUGUCAAAAUUGCACGAACUUGGUGAUAAUGGCACCCCAGUGGAAAUGAUGCAGCUUUAUAACUUUGCAACCUUUGACACCAUGGCAGAGUUGUGUUUUGGACACCCCUUGGGCCUGCUCGAGAAGAACGAGUUCAGCCCGUGGGUCGCCUCCAUAUUCGGCUCAAUCAAGAUGAUGCCAUACUCGACCAUGAUUGGAUACUAUACGAUCCUGAGGGAGUUUUUCGCUCGUUUUGAGCCAAAGGCGAUCCGAAAACAAAGAGUUGAGCAUUGCAAGCAUGCAGAGGACCGUGUCAACCAGCGUCUCCACGAGGGCUCCGACCAGCCAGACAUAUGGAACCUGGUCAUGGUCGCCGACGGUUCCGAAAAAGGUUUGACGCUCAAAGAGAUGCACUCGAAUGCAGAGCUCUUCAUGAUUGCCGGUUCUGAAACAACUGCAACACUCCUCUCGGGAUUGACGUUCCUCCUACUCACCAAUCCUGAAAAGAUGCAGCGACUCGCCAAGGAGAUUCGAGACUCGGCAAAGGCCAUCAAGGACAUCCACUUUGACACCAUUGCCAACUUGAAGUACAUGAACGCCUGCAUCAAGGAAGGUCUUCGCUUGUACCCUCCAGUGCCAUUUGGCGCCCCGCGCGUCGUCCCCGCUGGCGGCCACACCGUCAUGGGCUUUUGGCUGCCAGAGGAGACGCGCGUGUCGUGCCAUCACUACUCGGCCUACUACUCCGAGGCCAACUUUAAGAAUGCCACCUCGUUUGUGCCGGAGCGCUGGCUCGGCGACCCCGCGUACGUUGAUGACUCGAGGGAUGCCUGGCAGCCCUUUGGCUACGGCGCUCGUGAUUGUGUCGGCCAGAACAUGGCCAUGCACGAGAUGAGACUUUUGCUGGCCCACGUCUUGUUCAGCUUCGACUUUGAAAUCUGCGACGAGAGCCGCGAUUGGAUCGACCAGGAGACUUACGCGUUAUGGAUCAAGAAGCCCUUGCUGUGUCGGCUCAAGCCCGUGAAGAAUUAA